AGCUGGCAAUGCUGUCCCACACAUGUACUUCCGGUUUUGACAAAACGAAACUUAACAACAUUAGAGAUGUCGGUGGUGGCGAAGGGUGGGCGUGGGUGGUGUUUAGACGCCUGCUCGCUCAUCGACCAAGGCUACGAAAAGUGUUUGACGAGGGAAGGUGAUAACUGGUCAAAAGUGAAAGCACGCUUCAAAAGGAGAUGUUUUCACAUUAUAAAGCCGCAUUGUGGUGUGAAGCCACAGACUGCUGCUUUGGAAGAAAACGUCAAGCUAGAAAUUCUGCCAAAGAAAAGGAAAAGGAAACGAAAGCAAAGUCAUCUCAAUCAGGGAGAGAUCGAUUCAAACGCUUUUCAUGAAAAGGUCAGAUGUGUCAUUUCGGAGGAAACCAAGUCCCUUGUGGAAUCUGCGAGACGUCUCGGAUACUUUCAAGGAGGGACAAACCCAACAGAGGACCCUCUUCCUGGUCACGAGUGCAACCUGGCCAGUCUCUGUGACAUGGCCAAAGAUCUUCCCGGAGUGGAUGACGAUGACGAUGACCAGACAGACUGUGCCCAGUUACUUGUUGAUGAGCAGGGCUGCACGUCACAUCUGGACUUGUUCUCCAGGGUAACGGAGCACACGUCAGACUGUGCCACGGUGGUCACGCUGAUGGGAGAAGAAUACGUAAUACCCCCACGAACCGCCUUCCUGCUCUCGGAUUUCUCCCGAAUGGAGCCACUGCUGCGAUAUGGACGCAAGUUUGAUGUCAUUGUGAUGGAUCCACCGUGGGAAAACAAGUCUGUAAAGAGGAGUCGAAGCUCUCUGCCUUCGUCUCAGCUGAAAAGACUCCCCCUACCCAGCUUGGCAUCUCCAAACUGUUUGGUGGUCACCUGGGUUACAAACCGACCCAAGCACUUGCGUUUCGUGCGAGACGAGCUGUACCCGCACUGGGGGGUGGAGAUUGUGGCUGAAUGGUUGUGGGUUAAGGUUACCACGGAAGGCCAGUUCGUGUUCCCACUGGAUUCACCGCACAAGAAGCCGUAUGAGGUGCUGGUCCUGGGCCGGUAUAGUCGCUCCCAGGAAAAAAGCUCCACAGAGUCCGUCAGCACCCCCGUGGAGAAUCAGCGCCUGGUUGUCAGCGUACCGUCAGCUCUUCACUCCCACAAGCCCUCAUUGUCAGAGGUGUUGAAGCCAUACGUUGGAGGUGACGCCUCGUGCUUAGAGUUGUUUGCACGAAGUCUGCAACCAGGAUGGACCAGCUGGGGCAACGAGGUCCUCCGAUUUCAACAUACCAGUUAUUUCACUUGGACACCUGCGGAAAAACUGACUAAGUCGCCAGCCUCUGCCCCCAGUGAGGACUAAGAACAUCCCGACGUAGGUUUUUAUUCAAGGAUUUUAAAUAGUCACACACACCUUAUUCUAUAUUUUUUUCCCGCGUGACAAAUGGAGAAACCCCCAAAAAUGACCAUCUCACUAAAUGAGAUCAACAUUUAUGACUUUUUCGCAAUGAAGCAGUGAUGUUUUCUUUGAGUCUAAUGAGUGUGAGGGUGAGCAGUGCCGGGCGACGUAUGGCAGCUGCAGCCCAUCAGAGCUAAUGAAGCCGCCGUGAGGUCGUUACCGCCCUACCUGUCGUCCCCUGUCUCUGAAAGACACUCGCACACUAAUCCGCGGAGACAAGUCGGCCAUUAAGCCAACUUAAGUCGUUACUUUUGUAUCGUGAGGGUCGUGAUUUCAGAGAAAAAGAUCUUUGACAUUUAAGACAAUUAACCCUUUCCCAGAGAGUGGACAGCUAUUCAAAAGGUAUACGCAGGUGUCUUAAUUAGGUGUGUCUCGUUCUGAUAGGACAAGUUUUGUAUGAGAUGGACUUGCAUCUAAAAUAUCCCGCUAGCAGGGUUCGUACGGGUGCUUAAAAAACGUGAAAAUGCUUGGAUUUUAAUGUGUUUUGAAGGUUUGAAAAAUAAUUUUGGGGAAAGUGAUUGUAAAUGCGUGGAAAUGUUCAUCAUACUUCUCGGCAGUCUGACUCGAUAGGCUUAUUAUAGAAUGGUAAAAAAAUUAAAACACGUCUCCUUAAAAAUGAAAGCUACACGCUUGAUUUGUUGGCUUUGCAUGAGCCCUUACGUUAGUUUGGUUUAGUCUUUAUUUGAAGGGACAAUGCAAAGAAACAUUAAGCUCAAAGACAGAUAUGUUCUGUACCAGAUUAUAGCUAAAGAGCUAAUUUCCAUCUGCAGUCCCUGGCUACCUAAAUUAAAGGGAUACAAAAAUCAUUACAAUAAAAUCAUACUAUAUCACAUAAUCAAAUUAAGAAAAGUCAUAAAAUGCCCUUAACGGACACACACUUAAUAUACAAUACAACCAUCAUCAUCACACAAAGACAAUACAUGCUCUUGUUCACAUCUGUCAUCAUUUGUAAAAACAACAAAAACAACACACACCUCAUAAUUUACAACAAAAAUAAAUAUAACACACAUUAAGUUGAUCUGUCAAACAUAGUGGCCACCUUAUUGACCGUGUGAGCAGCUUUGAUUUCUCCAAAGCCACUUUUUAACUUCAAUUGUAAAUGUAGAGUAAUCUGUUAAACUUUUCAAGAUUGUUGUGAGGUUCUUCCAUUCCUUCAUGGCUUUAUAUGAAAAGGCUGAUUGUGCAAAAUAUGUUUUACAUCUGGGUACGCUACACUGCCCCCUGGUGGAGGCUUGUGUGUUUCUAGUUUUCACAGCAGAUAUAAACUGGACAAAGUGCUUAAGUGGCGCUGGUUGCCCCCAAGAGGACAGUGGUGCAUCGGUUUAUUGGGAGGGAACAUUGGAUGGAAAAUGCGACUUGUCCAGGGGGUAAAUGCUGCUGAGAUAGGCUCCAGCACCCCCCGCUACCCAAAAAGAGACAAGCGGUAGAAAAAUGGAUGGAAAAUGACAAGUUCAAGCUGUGGAUAAAUCCACUAGGCGCCUGCUGCAAAUUAUGCAAAAAUGAAAUCCAGCUUUUCGCAAUGGGAGAGAGUCUGUUCUCUCUCGAAUCAUAUGAAAGGUAAGCCACAGAGAUUACUCUAUGAGCCCUAAGAGUUUUCUAACCUUUUGGUACAUGCUAGACCUAAACUGUGACAUCAGCGCCGGAUUACUUGUUAAUUACGGGCAGGUCUUACGAGCCAAGAAAGGAAAGAAGCGAGCGUUUGUCAAUGAGCAAUUAUAAUGCUAAGAACUUCUCUCAACUUUGAUUGAUUGAUUGAUUGAGACUUUUAUUAGUACAAACCCCGUUUACAUAUGAGUUGGGAAAUUGUGUUAGAUGUAAAUAUAAACGGAAUACAAUGAUUUGUAAAUAAUUUUCAACCCAUAUUCAGUUAAAUAUGCUAUAAAGACAACAUAUUUGAUGUUAAAACUGAUAAACAUUUUUUUGUUGUUGGAAAUAAUCAUUAACUAGAAUUUGAUGCCAGCAACACGUGACAAAGAAGUUGGUAAAGGUGGCAAUAAAUACUGAUAAAGUUGAGGAAUGCUCAUCAAACACUUAUUCGGAACAUCCCACAGGUGUGCAGGCUAAUUGGGAACAAGUGGGUGCCAUGAUUGGGUAUAAAAAAAGCUUCCCAAAAAAUGCUCAGUCUUUCACAAGAAAGGAUGGGGCGAAGUACACCCCUUUGUCCACAACUGCGUGAGCAAAUAGUCAAACAGUUUAAGAACAACGUUUCUCAAAGUGCAAUUCCAAGAAAUUUAGGGAUUUCAACAUCUACGGUCCAUAAUAUCAUCAAAAGGUUCAGAGAAUCUGGAGAAAUCACUCCACGUAAGCGGCAUGGCCGGAAACCAACAUUGAAUGACCGUGACCUUCGAUCCCUCAGACGUCACUGUAUCAAAAACCGACAUCAAUCUCUAAAGGAUAUCACCACAUGGGCUCAGGAACACUUCAAAAAACCACCGUCACUAAAUACAGUUCAUCGCUACAUCUGUAAGUGCGAGUUAAAGCUCUACUAUGCAAAGCGAAAGCCAUUUAUCAACAACAUCCAGAAACGCCGCGGGCUUCUCUGUGCCUGAGAUCAUCUAAGAUGGACUGAUGCAAAGUGGAAAAGUGUUCUGUGGUCUGACGAGUCCACAUUUCAAAUUGUUUUUGGAAAUAUUCCACAUCCUGUCAUCCAGACCAAAGGGGAAGCCAACCAUCCAGACUGUUAUCGACGCCAAGUUCAAAAGCCAGCAUCUGUGAUAGUAUGGGGGUGCAUUAGUGCCCAAAGCAUGCCUAACUUACACAUCUGUGAAGGCACCAUUAAUGCUGAAAGGUACAUACAGGUUUUGGAACAACAUAUGCUGUCUUUUUCAUGGACGCCCCUGCUUAUUUCAGCAAGACAAUGCCAAGCCACAUUCAGAAAGGGGUUACAACAGCGUGGCUUCGUAUAACAUGAGUGCGGGUACUUUCCUGGCCCACCUGCAGUGCAGGCCUGUCUCCCAUCGAAAAUGUGUGGCGCAUUAUGAAGCGUAAAAUACGACAGCGGAGACUCCGGACUGUUGAACGACUUAAGUUCUACAUAAAACAAGAAUGGGAAAGAAUUCCCCUUUCAAAGCUUCAACAAUUAGUUUCUUAAGUUCCCAAAUGUUUAUUGAGUGUUUUUAAAAGAAAAUGUGAUGUAACACAGUGGUGAACAUGCCCUUUCCCAACUACUUUGGCACGUGUUGCAGCCAUUAAACUCUAAGUAAAAAAAAAAAUCAAAUAUCUUGUCUUUGUAGUGCAUUCAACUGAAUAUGGGUUGAAAAGGAUUUGCAAAUCAUUGUAUUCCGUUUAUAUUUACAUCUAACACAAUUUCCCAACUCAUAUGGAAACGGGGUUUGUAAGUGUAUUUUCACAUUGUCUUCUGCAUGAUUUGUGUCCAUAAAAUUGGGUGUCUGGAACGGAUUAGUCACAUGAUUUUUUAUGGGUUUAUCGGUUUUUAUAUGAUUCACUUUUCGUCUGACCUUUUACUAACGAAAAGUGAGUUAUUACUGUGCCGUGAUUGGACACGAGUAUGCCAUGACGAUCAGCUGAGUGGCACUUUGUGGCGACACGUCCUAUCCGGUUUCCGUAGGAGGCGACGUAUCGCAACGCCAUUCUAUGAUAUGCUGUGAUGAAUUUAUAUUCGUCAACACAUAACCUCAUCGCUCAGCGUCCACAUGUAAUUUCUGUGGAAAUUGUUCUUCCUUUUUUUUUUUUUUUUUUUCACUUCACAGUCUCGCCCUAAAAGCCUUUCCGUACAUUUCCGGAUAAUGACACCGUGGUCGUCUUUGUGGCGCCAGAGGAAGAUUAAGCACCACAGUGACGCGAUACAAAGUACCUCAGACUGCCUUUUAGGUGAACGCAUGUUUGAUUUUCCCGCAGAUGUUUCAUUAGGCAGCAUUAAGAUGUGAAAUAUGUCAAGUUACCGCGUGUAAUGGCGGCGGUUCUGCCGAACACGUGAACCGCUAAGAGCAACAGUUCGGACCGCAUCUCGCGCUCUUAUUAAAUAUGCAACGGGACUCGCCUCAAAGUCACUAAUUACAGAUGGCCAGACAGAAAAACACUUGUCAAAGUGAUGCAUCCUGGAAUAUGAGAUCUCCAGCCAGUAUUCAGAGAAUAUGAACCAGGGCCAUUCAACUGGCGCCCCGGGGGCCAAACCUGGUCCGGGAAUGACACCAUAGCCCACCUGAGUUAACUUGGGAGCAUACUUGCCAACCCUUACGGUUUUCCCGAAUGUCAGUGCCCCUCCCGAAAAUCUCCCGGGGAAUCCAUUCUCUCGAAUUUCUCCCGAUUUCCACCCUGACAACAAUAUUAGGGGCGUGCCUUAAAAGCACUGCCUUUAGAGUCCUCUACAACCUGAAAAGGAGACUAUUAUAUCCAAUCCAAUCCAAUCCACUUUAUUUAUAUAGCACAUUUAAACAACAAUAACGUUUCCAAAGUGCUGCACAGCCAUGUUAAAAACAAUUGUAAAAAAAAAAUAAAUACAAUAAAAUAAAAAAGUAUAUAUAUAUAUAUAUAUAUAUAUAUAUAUAUAUUGCUCCACCAAUGAAAAAAUAAAUCAGUAUAAACACAAGAUAAAAACAAAUAUGAUUAAAAACUAUUUUAAAGGGUAAAAUCAAUUAAAACAGUAAAAUAGAAAUCAAAGUGUAUAAAAAACACAGAGGACAACAGAGAACAGAGGACCACACAACUCACGUAGUGUUAAAAGCCAAAAAAUAAAAGUGGGUCUUAAGACGAGACUUAAAACACUCCACUGUGGAAGCAGUUUGAACAUGGAGCGGCAGAGUGUUCCAGAGCUUAGGGCCGACCACAGAGAAGGCCCUGUCUCCCCUGGUCUUAAGUCUGGUCUUGGGCACCAUGAGCUGGAACUGGCUCUCGGACCUCAGAGCGCGCGCAGGAAUGUAAAUUUGGAUAAGGUCCGAGAUAUAUUGAGGUGCCAGUCCAUGUAAAGAUUUAAAAACAAACAGCAAUGUUUUAAAAUCAAUUCUAAAAUGAACAGGGAGCCAGUGCAAACUCUGAAGAAUUGGGGUUAUAUGCUGGCGUUUCCUGGCCCCUGUUAAAACUCGUGCUGCCGCGUUCUGGACUAACUGCAACCGGGAGAGAGCUUUUUGGCUAAUGCCAGCAUAAAGUGCAUUGCAGUAGUCCAGGCGACUUGAAAUAAAAGCAUUAUAUAUGUCGUUAUCCAAAGGUUUAUCUAUAACCCAUAAAGUAGGCAGGCACGGAGCUAUUUCUCAGCGUGUGUUUAUUCCAGCCGACACGUUAAUACACCGACACACAACAUCCAGAUUCCCAUCAUGCAUUGCUUCAAAGCUACUGCAAGUAGUAAUGUCCAAAAACAUAACAGAGACGAAGCGGAAGAACGAAGAAGAGACACUGUGACGACGAGUUAGAAGAAGAAGUACGCUUACAGGUUGCAAAAUGAUUGGAAAAAAAUAAUUUCAGUUCAUCCAGGACAGCUCGAAGGGGAAGGGGUAUGCUGCCUGCAAAUUUUGUAGAUCAGACUUCUCCAUUGAACACAGUGGCCGAACGGAUAUUUAUAUAUAUACAAACACCGUUUCCAUAUGAGUUGGGAAAUUGUGUUUGAUGUAAAUAUAAACGGAAUACAAUGGUUGUAAAUCAUUUUCAACCCAUAUUUAGUUGAAUAUGCUACAAAGACAACAUAUUUGAUGUUCAAACUAAUAUACUUUUUUUUUUUGUGCAAAUAAUCAUUAACUUUAGAAUUUGAUGCCAGCAACACGUGACAAAGAAGUUGGGAAAGGUGGCAAUAAAUACUGAUGAAGUUGAGGAAUGCUCAUCAAACACUUAUUUGGAACAUCCCACAGGUUUGCAGGCUAAUUGGGAACAGGUGGGUGCCAUGAUUGGGUAUAAAAACAGCUUCCCAAAAAAUGCUCAGUCUUUCACAAGAAAGGAUAGGGCGAGGUACACCCCUUUGUCCACAACUGCGUGAGCAAAUAGUCAAACAGUUUAAGAACAACGUUUCUCAAAGUGUAAUUGCAAGAAAUUUAGGGAUUUCAACAUCUACGGUCCAAAAUAUCAUCAAAAGGUUAAGAGUAUCUGGAGAAAUCACUCCACGAAAGCGGCAUGGCCGGAAACCAACAUUGAAUGACCGUGACCUACGAUCCCUCAGACGGCACUGUAUCAAAAACCGACAUCAAGCUCUAAAGGAUAUCACCACAUGGGCUCAGGAACACUUCAGAAAACCACUGUCACUAAAUACAGUUCGUCGCUACAUCUGUAAGGGCAAGUUAAAGCUCUACUAUGCAAAGUGAAAGGCAUUAUCAACAACAUCCACAAACUCCGCCAGUUUCUCUGGGCCCGAGAUCAUCUAAGAUGGACUGAUGCAAAGUGGAAAAGUGUUCUGUGGUCUGACGGGUCCACAUUACAAAUUGUUUUUGGAAAUAUUCAACAUUGUGUCAUCCGGACCAAAGGGAAAGCGAACCAUCCAGACUAUUAUCGACGCAAAGUUCAAAAGCCAGCAUCUGUGAUGGUAUGGGGGUGCAUUAGUGCCAAAGGCAUGGGUAACUUACACAUAUGUGAAGGCACCAUUAAUGCUGAAAGGUACAUACAGGUUUUGGAACAACAUAUGCUGCCAUCUAAGUGCCGUCUUUUUCAUGGAAGCCCCUCCUUAUUUCAGAAAGACAAUGCCAAACCACAUUUAGCACGUGUUACAACAGCGUGGCUUCAUAGUAAAAGAGUGCGGGUCCUUUCCUGGCCCGCCUGCAGUCCAGACCUGUCUCCCAUCGAAAAUGUGUGGCGCCUUAUGAAGUGUAAAAUGUGACAGCGGAGACCCCGGACUGUUGAACAAUGAAGCUCUACAUAAAACAAGAAUGGGAAAGAAUUCCGCUUUCAAAGCUUCAACAAAUACUUUCUUUGGUUCCCAAACGUUUAUUGAGUGUUGUUAAAAGAAAAGGUGAUGUAACACAGUGGUGAACAUGCCCUUUCCCAACUACUUUGGCACGUGUUGCAGCCAUGAAAUUCUAAGUUAAUUAUUAUUUGCAAAAGAAAUGUUUGAACAUAAAAAAUCUUGUCUUUGUAGUGCAGGGGUAGGGAACCUAUGGCUCUAGAGCCAGAUGGGGCUCUUUUGAUGACUGUAUCUGGCUCUCAGAUCAAUCAAUCAAUCAAUCAAUGUUUAUUUAUAUAGCCCCAAAUCACAAAUGUCUCAAAGGACUGCACAAAUCAUUACGACUACAACAUCUUAGGAAGAACCCACAAAAGGGCAAGGAAAACUCACACCCAGUGGGCAGGGAGAAUUCACAUCCAGUGGGACGCCAGUGACAAUGAUGACUUCGAGAAACCUUGGAGAGGACCUCAGAUGUGGGCAACCCCCACCCCUCUAGGGGACCGAAAGCAAUUGAUGUCGAGCGGGUCUAACAUGAUACUGUGGAAGUUCAAUCCAUAGUGGCUCCAACACAGCCGCGAGAGUUCAGUUCAAAGCGGAUCCAAGACAGCAGCGAGAGUCCCGUCCACAGGAGACCAUCUCAAGCGGAGGCGGAUCAGCAGCGUAGAGAUGUCCCCAAUCGAUACAGGCGAGCGGUCCAUCCUGGGUCCCGACGAGCGGUCCAUCCUGGGUCUCGACUCUGGACAGCCAGUACUUCAUCCAUGGUUAUUGGACCGGACCCCCUCUACAAGGGAGGGGGGGACAUAGUUGAAAGAAAAGAAGCGGCAGAUCAACUGGUCUAAAAAUUCGAAGAUUCAAGAUUGUUUAUCGUCAUAUGCACAGUUAAACAGAAAGUUUGCCCUACAAUGAAAAUCUUACUUUGUUUCACAAUGUUACAAUGUUUUUAAAAAGAAUUAGAGACUUAUUAUACUAAAAAAAUGAUGGUUUUACUUAAAAAAUGCACGCAUUUAGUUGUGUUCGGUGUUAAAAAAUAUGAUCUGGCUCUCACGAAAAUACAUUUUAAAAUAUUUGGCUUUCAUGGCGCUCUCAGCCAAAAAGGUUCCCGACCCCUAAUGUAGUGCAUUCAAUUGAAUAUGGGUUGAAAAGGAAAUUUCAAUUCAACUUCCUUGAAUAUGAAAUGCAAUUUUACUUCCUGUUCGCAACCUUGAUUAAAAUUCAAUGAAUUGGAAUUUGGGGGACAGUCUCGAUUCACUUUGCACACACAACACCACAAGACCAAAGCAUCUUGGCAGAGGUAGUACUUCUUGAUGAGACCGUUUCUCCAUGAAAGAAGACGUAGAUGUCGUUUGGAACUAGCUAAUUGCUGGUGUCAUUCUUGGAUUGUGUUGUAUCCAUUUUGUUUUCGUGUAAACACUUGUUGUCAUUCCCCAAGGCUGAAGAACGCAGGCAUUGCUGUUUUUGGCGGGGAUUUGCCAGUCUGGUCCCGUCUGUUUCUGGACCACGAAUGACCAUGAGCUAGCCAGACGUUUUUUCACGGGAGACUGAGCCAACACAGAGAGAACAAUCAACGUCCCCCUGUGUCACAUUUCAAUUUCCCUGCUAGGUCACGUCCCGGCAGCCAUGACCACGUCUAACCUUAAUUGAUAAUUAAUCAAUACAGACCGUUACUGAUGGUCAAUAGGAACAUAAAUAAACAGAUCAAUGAAAAAACAUUCGAUGACUACUUGUAGCUUAUUCUCGUAAAAUAUUUGUCGGAUUCCGACAAAAAAAUAAACUGUCAUUUGAAUUAGGGAAAGGAACAGUUUUGGCGAAUUUCGCGUUUCUCCUGGUUUUGUGUCUGUUUUGUAUCCACCUGGGGGUGUCUGCUAAUCAGUGCCGUCUUUUUCCAGGCGUCCCUCUUUUGAAAUAAUUAGCCCCCUUGUCUUCAGCAACUUGAUUUUUCCUGCCAACACAUUUCAGCGAGGAGCAUUUUGUCGCAAGCUUUUUGUUGCAAACUCUUUGGUCCUUUGAUGUACGUAAAACCCCAAACCAGUGAUGAUGGCACGUUGUGUAAAUUGUAUAUAAAAACAGAAUACAUUAUUCCAUCCAUUUUC
This is a messenger RNA of Nerophis ophidion (straightnose pipefish), 10341 nucleotides long. It is a transcript of the gene mettl4, whose product is annotated as methyltransferase 4, N6-adenosine. Gene Ontology annotation, cellular component: RNA N6-methyladenosine methyltransferase complex; nucleus; cytosol. Gene Ontology annotation, molecular function: RNA methyltransferase activity; site-specific DNA-methyltransferase (adenine-specific) activity; nucleic acid binding. The transcript is spliced from 8 exons. The record is from RefSeq and is a predicted model, not a curated record. Bases 67 to 1338 code for a protein of 423 amino acids. NCBI's taxonomy places the organism in Eukaryota, Metazoa, Chordata, Actinopteri, Syngnathiformes, Syngnathidae.